AUGUCUGUAUUGUAUGAGGGUAAGCCUUACACUAUAGAGAGAUGGACAGAGAUAAUGUUGAGUGCAAACAAUGUUACAGCCAUCAUUUUUGAGGAAGAGACCGGUGGACAUGAGUUUGGCCCAGCAUUUUGGGAUGGGAUCAAGGACUUCAUGGCAGUGAUCCCGAGCGAUGAGCUGCCAGACCCCAUCUUCUACCCUCUCACAUUGACCAAACUAGUGAUCAAUGGAGAGUUUGGCCCAUUGGAGGGCCUGCCAGACAGUCUUACAUCACUCACCAUUUGGUCAAAUGAAUGGAACCUACCGAUCGUGCCAGGGACACUGCCAAAAGGACUUAAGCGGUUAAAAUUUGGCGAUGGAUUUAAUCAACCGAUAGCAGACGGCACCUUCCCCGAGACAUUGGAGCGUGUAAACUUUGGAUUUAGUUUCAACCAGCCACUCACGCCCGCCAACCUACCCGUAUCCAUUACCAGGGUGCGCCUGAACGAACUAUACGAUCAUCAACUUGGUUCAUGCGCUCAACAUUGGCGCACACUACGCUACGAUGCAAUCUUGGAGCUCAUGCCGGGACUGGUGUGCCAGGCACUGACCAACCUGUCCACGAAGUUUGCCGAUGCAGCACAAAUCAUUACAGCCAACUUCCCCACCCUCCAAACGCUCCACAUUGUUACAAGCCUCAGGAUUGGUGUCAACAAAUAUAUUCCACUCGACCUCUCCACACUGCCAGCAUCAUUGCACGAGCUGACCAUUUCCACAAAUGGAUACUAUUCGGCAUUCCCCCAAGGUUUGGACACAUUGGAAGUCAAUGGCAAUGACCCCAACUUUAGACUGGCACCAGGAAUUCUGCCUCCACGACUGCGAUCACUCACUUUGAAUUAUUAUCAUCAUCAGUUUGAGGUCGAUCAUUUCCCAUCGACGUUGACCUCGCUCACAUUGGGCGAUGUCAAGAAGUGGCCAUACCCCAAUCAACUGCCUACAACACUGCGAUCGCUUAUAUUGAGGAUUAAUAAUCACAACCUAAUGAGACAUACUCCAUUGUACUUGGCGACCCUCACACUCACACGCAUACAUCUGAAUUAUACCUCAUUCAGCUUGGAUCUAUACCGUAUCGCCGACACACUCUUCCUCAGAUGUCAAGGCACACUGUUUGAUCGUCUUCCAACAUGUGGAUUCAUCAGCUCCCAAAAGAUAAAGUCUAUAGUCCCCUAA
This is a messenger RNA of Acytostelium subglobosum LB1, 1206 nucleotides long. RefSeq lists its product as hypothetical. The record is from RefSeq and is a predicted model, not a curated record. Lineage: Eukaryota; Evosea; Eumycetozoa; Acytosteliales; Acytosteliaceae. Bases 1 to 1206 code for a protein of 401 amino acids. The transcript has 3 exons.